Molecule: messenger RNA, 2568 nt
Organism: Fusarium proliferatum ET1
Lineage: Eukaryota; Fungi; Ascomycota; Sordariomycetes; Hypocreales; Nectriaceae
Exons: 7
Coding region: 1-2568 (855 amino acids)
Biological process (GO): regulation of transcription by RNA polymerase II; metal ion transport; transmembrane transport
Cellular component (GO): nucleus; RSC-type complex; membrane
Molecular function (GO): DNA-binding transcription factor activity, RNA polymerase II-specific; DNA binding; metal ion transmembrane transporter activity
Source: RefSeq, a predicted model, not a curated record
AUGAGUAACCCCGAACUACCAAAUAGGUUUGGAGAAGAGAUGGGGACGCAUGGCAUUAGUCCGCUAAGUACCCCUGGUUACAUAGACAGGCUGUACGAUCUGGCUGCUCAGGCGAAUCGCCCCGUGAUACUCAAUAUUGCCUUAGGCACCCAUGAAUAUGAUCGCGGCUUUGAAAUCCAGCUGCUGGGGUGCUUCCCCAACUUUCCCAUCCACCUUUUGGCGGAUAUUUACGAAUCAAGCACAUGGGGACGAGGUACGGUUAUUCUCCCAAACACCACCGACGAGAGAUCCGUGGCAUUUCUUGCGAAUUAUCCACAAGUUCAAGCAGCAAGCCACAGUCAGGGCGGACCCAAGGACGACAUCACUCCCGCACAGGUUAAGUUCCUUCCCAUUCUCGGCUGGUGUUCAUCUGUAGAACGACCAAUAACUGGAAGUCAACAAGAUACUCAAAGGAUUGCUAUUGUCGUGACGAUCAGCUUUCACGAAUGCGUACCAGAGAAGAUGGGCGAGUUCUGGUCUAUCGGGCGACGACAAGAUCGUCUCGCCAAGUUUGAGCAAUGGGCGUUCCUUGAUCUUGCUGCUACCUUCUCAGGGUGGCCAACCAUAUGGACCAAUGCGCGGCGUGAACUCGCCCAGCGACAUGCUUCUAUGUAUUCCAGCGCCAAUGCCGUCGCUGACCUUGGCACGACACGCAUCAUCCAUCAAGACAUGGCCAAUGUCAUCGCCCUCCGGGAAGACCUACGUUUGUUCAUCGCAGCCUAUGCAAAGUACAGCCAAAUCCUGCGAAGAAUGUUCCCGAAUAGCAAGAUGGCCCGCAUUAACAAGAUGCGAAGCCUCACGGGGAGAAGGCGGAAAGAAGGACAGCCCAUGGACAAUGUCGAGUUGAAGGAGAGUACUGAGCUGCUCGAGCUGCUUGCCGAGCUGGAGAUUCGACUGCAAGACUCCCAGCAGAAUCUAGAACAUCAGCUCGAGACUUCUGAGGUCAUCCUCCGUCAACUGGAAAACCUCCUCAGUCUGGCUUUCAACACUCAAGCGAUAGCUCAAGGCCAAGCAACAGCGAUGCUAAAUGUCCUAGCCACUAUCUUCCUUCCUCUAUCUUUCGUGGCAAGCGUCUUCGGUAUGACAAAGUUUCAGAUUUCCGCAGUGUGGUACCCGCCAGCGGCCGCUAUCGUCCUUUUCCUUGUUGGUGGAGCAAUAUUGCUCCUCAGAUGGCUGGGUGUGGAUAUGAACAUGAUUCGACUCCCCAUGAAGCCGGUGUCGGCAUUCAUAUCGAAGCAACAAAAGCCGACGUUUCGACUUCUAAAUACCGGGCCUGAAGCAGCUAAUCCUGGUAUAUGUGCUGAAACGAAAGAGCAGCGUGGCCUAGAUCCCAAGGGGACACAACGCCAGGAAUUAGUCAAGUCGGCCCGCAGUAGCUUAGACGACACAUCUUCGCUGUCUCCGGGGGCUCGAAAGCAGCCAGCUACUCUUAGGAAACUAGAAAAUUCUCAAGCAGGCGAGAAUAGAGAGGAAAACUACAUUUAUGAUGAUGGGGAGCCUGGUAAACCAGAUGGAAAUGCCCAUUAUACACUAUUGCUACAACCGGAACCCCAUAGCGGAACGCAAAUUAAGGCUCAUAUGGAAGAUUCUCGGGACUCUGCUACUAGUAAACCAGAUAUGAUGGACGACUCAACCUCUACGACGCUUUCGCACCAUCCGGUCUCCAAGCCUCGCUUGACAAAGAGUGAAACCGAGUUCCUUGAAGCAGAGUUCCAGAAAACCCCGAAGCCAAAUCAUCAAAGAAAGAGUGAAAUCGCGGAUCUUCUGCAGGUGGAUAAGCCGAGGAUAAACAACUGGUUCCAGAACAGAAGAGUCAAGGAGAAACAAAUUCAGAGGACAAGGAUGUUGGAGGCACAGCCGGUUGUAGAAUGGCGUAACGAAAGGAUUCUACACGGUGGCCAAAUGCUCCACAGCUCCGAACCUUCUGAUUCUCCCCCUGUUGGGAGUAUUUCCGCUGGGGAGACUGGGAAGGUUGUGCAGCAUUUAGGCGCAACUCCACAAGAUUACAGGGUUACUGGAGGCGGAGUUCCACAUUUCACAGCAAAUACCGAACUGCAGCUUCAACAGUUGCAAGGUCUGCAAGUUCAGAUGCCCACAAUCAGUCCACCAAGGAACGGCAUUCUUAUGCCAGCGAGAGAUCCGAAGCAUGUUCUGAGGGACAUCCAGAUGCAGGUGAUGCUUCUCGAGCAACAAAACGAAAAGCGCCCUAAACCCCAAACGGGACAGAGAGUUGAUGAUCCACCAUCUUGUCUGCCAGCGAGAGAUUCGAAGCAUGUUCUGAGAGACUACCAGAUGCAACUGAUGCUUCUUGAGCAACGAAAUAAAAAGCGCUUGAUGAUGGCUCGCUCAGAGCAGGACGCAGCCGGUGGAGAAGGUUCAAGGGAUGCCGCGGGCAAAAGCAACUUCUCAAGUGUCGAGGGCCGCCCGAAACCCCAAGCAGAGCACAGAGUCAAUGGGUCACUAUCUUGUCAGCAAGAUAAUCAAUUAGCUGGUGCUGGCAUAGUACCAGCAGUAGUUAGGGAUGUGUAA